This is a messenger RNA of Schistocerca gregaria, 1402 nucleotides long. RefSeq lists its product as uncharacterized. Lineage: Eukaryota; Metazoa; Arthropoda; Insecta; Orthoptera; Acrididae. Bases 1 to 873 code for a protein of 290 amino acids. The transcript has 4 exons. The record is from RefSeq and is a predicted model, not a curated record.
AUGGUGUUGGCACCUCAUGAUUCAGGCAAGGUGCCAGAGGAUACUGGUAGGGCCAGGGCAGCAUGUGGCACAGGGGCAGGUGGAGGUGUGAACAUCACUCCUCUUGGGGCAAAGGUGCACAAAGCAGUCGUGCCGGUGCUGUACAAAGGCCGGGGUACAGGUGGUGCUAGCAGGCUGGGGCUCCAUGAUAUCACCUGGGACAGUAGUCAGCUGUUUGUGCACGACUUUGGUGGCACAUACACCCAAGUCCGGAGGAGCGGUGGUGCAGCCAGGAAGGGGUGUCGUGGGCCACGGCGGGCGGCGGGAGAGAAAGUGAAGCGCCAGCCGGCAGCCGGCGAGGCGCUUUUUCCCGGGAUCGGGGUCAGCGGCGCCGUGCUUUAUAAGAGCCGCGGCCGGCGCGCCCGCGCACUCAGCUCGAGUACUCCCUCACUUGCCGCGCCUCUGGCUGCUCCGUCGGCGCAGACACCAAGCAGAACGAUGAAGGCGACGUUAGCUCUGGCGCUGCUGCUGGCCGCCGCCGCAUGCGGCUCGCCGCAGCACCCGCCGCAGCAGUACCGCCAGCCGUCGCCGCAGCAACAGCCGCAGCAGCAGCCCCAGCAACAGCAGCAGCUGCAGGGGGCCCCCGAUGGGUCGGGUGCGCAGGGUAGGGAAGGCUCCGUGUUUACCAACGAGGCCAUCCGCCAGGCACAGGACACCUACCUCAUCCCCAAGGACGCCACUAUACAGAAAGUACAAGAAGGUAUCGAGCUCGCAGCCUACGAGCACAUCCCAGGCGAUCAGCGCAUCAACCUCUUCGAGAUCCUGGGAGCGCACGUGCCCCCAGAGGUAGUCAAUAACUUGCAGGCGCAGGUCGAUCAAAUUGGCAAGCAGUAAGCUUCCUUCGUCAGAGAACAUACUGUUCUUUAUUUAUUAGUACUUCGGUAUCUCACCAGACUGUCGAGAGAAAAUGCAUAAAGGACCCUGCAUGUUUUCACCAAAAAACAUUGUACGCUGUGAGUGGACACGAAGGCGUCGAGUGAAUCUCCUUCUAAUCGAGAACUACUCUUCAAGCAUACACCACGAUUUCAUUUACCCUAAAAUAAACCUCACUGCUGAUUUACGCGACUCACUCCCCUUUGUAAUAUUUCCAGGUAUCAUUCUUUUAAAAUCUGUACACAGGCAACAAAUACGACUAAAACAAUGUCUGUAGAAAUUCAAAGAAAAACAUAAUUUGUCAGUCUUCAUUUCGCUGUUUCACUGCUUAAGCAUCUGAAUACAAAAUCACCGGGGAAAUAUUUAGAAGAAGCCAGUUCAUAAGCACAAUUCUCUGUUUCAAAAUGUUCAUCUCGGCGAAGAGUUCAUCGUCAUUUAAAAAAUAUGUACUACUUUUUUAUAAAUUGAAAUACAUUUUUAUACAAAAAUA